AUGAGUUUCACCAUACAAGACUACGAUUUAAAAUCUGCCUUCAAACUAGACAAAAAACUCCUACUACUCGCCGGGUUUUACCCACGAAGAACCACAAAAAAUCGCCUUUCAUACAUUUUCAGGGCCACCAUAAACGUAUUUUUUUCGGUCGCCCAACUCCUGUCAAUGACCAUCCAAAUGAUAAUCGACAGAAACAACGUUUCGAAGGUCUCCGACUCCCUUCAGUACUUCACCACACUUGUCACUUUCGUGUGGAAAGAAAUAUACUUCGUCAAAUACAAGAAAACUUUCCUGGAGAUUGAGGAUGUGUUAAGUGCGUCAAUUUUCUACGGAUAUUCGAGCCACCACUUCAAGUUACUCAAAGACAAAAUAGGCUCUGGACAUGCUGGUGGAACCACGUUUAGAGUUUUGACUGUAGCAGCUGUAGGAUUUUGGGGUCUGCCACCUUUUUUAGACCCCCAAAAGUACAAAACUUUACCCAUACCUGGCUGGUUUCCGUAUAACGCAACCGAGUAUUAUUAUCCUACUUUUGCUUUUCAAAUUCUGGCUGUUGCGAAUACUGCCUACACUAAUUCGACGCUUGACAUUUUGUCUUGGGUGUUGAUGAGUAUAGCGUCUGGUCAACUCGAGAUGUUGAAGGAGACUUUGAAAAGUAUGAACUAUGAAGAAGCUGAUUUGAAGACAGCGGAAGAGCAACUGUAAAAGUGUGUAAGACAUCAUUUGGAAAUUGUCAAUUUAGUGUCCAAAAUUGAAAAGGUGUUUUCCAAGGGGAUAUUUUUGCAGAUUUUCGCCAGUGUAAUUGUCAUUUGCUUCACUGGUUUCUUGAUGAUGCUAGUGCCUGUUGCCAGUAUGAAGUUUACUCAUACUUUCACUUAUUUGGCCUGUAUGAUGUGUCAAGUGGCAAUGUACUGUUGGUACGGCCACGACGUCAUGACAACAAGUAACACAAUUGGGGACUCUUUAUACAUGUCAAAUUGGUACGAAUCUGACGUGAAGUUCCGCAAAAGUGUCUUCAUUUUUUUGGAAAAAACUAAAAAACCUGUAACUUUGACUGCUGGUGGAUUUGUAACGUUGUCUUUGACUACGUUAACUACUAUUUUGAGAUCGUCGUAUUCGUAUUUCGCCGUUUUACGACACAUGUUUAACGAUGUCUGA
Molecule: messenger RNA, 1155 nt
Organism: Zophobas morio
Lineage: Eukaryota; Metazoa; Arthropoda; Insecta; Coleoptera; Tenebrionidae
Product: putative odorant receptor 71a
Exons: 6
Biological process (GO): sensory perception of smell; detection of chemical stimulus involved in sensory perception of smell
Cellular component (GO): plasma membrane
Molecular function (GO): olfactory receptor activity; odorant binding
Source: RefSeq, a predicted model, not a curated record